GCUGCCGCUGCAGCCGGAUGCAGGGCGGGAUUCACGGGGCCAUCGCAGGGAGCAAAGCUCAGCUCUCCGCGUCUUUGCUUUCGCCCGCCCUGGCCUCCUCGCCGCGUCGGUCCGCUGGUCGGGUCUGGCUGACCAGCUCGCCCUCCGGCUCCGAACCGAGGUUCCACGGCAGCCACAGGGACCCGCCCACCAGACCCAGCCAGGGGCCGCCCGUCUGCCUGUUUGGAUCCUGCGGUUGAUGACACCUGGCAGAAGGCUACCAUGGAGGGGGAUGGUUCAGACUCGCUGGUUACCAUUAAGAAUAUCGAAAGAGAGCUCAUUUGCCCGGCAUGCAAGGAGCUGUUUACCCACCCAUUGAUUCUCCCUUGUCAACAUAGUAUCUGUCAUAAAUGUGUAAAAGAACUCUUACUGAUGCUUGAUGAUUCAUUCAAUGACGUGGGAUCAGACAACUCCAAUCAGAGCAGUCCUCGACUUCGGCUUCCUUCCCCUAGUAUGGAUAAAAUUGACAGAAUUAGCAGACCAGGUCGUAAGAAGAUAUUAAAUGGCUGGAAGCGCAAUUCAUUGACCCCUAGGACAACUACUUUUCCUUGUCCUGGCUGUGAACAUGAUGUGGAUCUUGGAGAACGGGGAAUCAACGGUCUGUUUCGAAAUUUCACUUUGGAAACUAUUGUUGAAAGGUAUCGUCAGGCAGCGAGGGCAGCCACAGCCAUUAUGUGUGACCUUUGUAAACCACCACCUCAAGAAUCCACAAAAAGUUGCAUGGACUGUAGUGCAAGCUACUGCAAUGAAUGCUUCAAAAUUUAUCAUCCUUGGGGUACUGUAAAAGCGCAGCAUGAGUAUGUGGGCCCAACUACGAAUUUUAGACCCAAGAUUUUAAUGUGCCCAGAACAUGAAACGGAGAGAAUAAAUAUGUACUGUGAAUUAUGUAGGAGGCCAGUUUGUCAUCUCUGUAAGUUGGGUGGUAAUCAUUCCAACCACCGUGUAACCACUAUGAGCAGUGCCUACAAAACCUUAAAGGAAAAGCUUUCAAAAGAUAUUGAUUACCUUAUUGGCAAGGAGAGCCAGGUGAAGAGUCAGAUUUCUGAACUAAACUUGUUAAUGAAAGAAACGGAGUGUAAUGGAGAGCGGGCUAAAGAAGAAGCAAUUACACAUUUUGGAAAGCUCUUUGAAAUCCUAGGAGAGAGGAAAUCAUCUGUUUUGAAGGCAAUUGAUGCUUCUAAGAAACUAAGAUUAGACAAAUUUCAGACUCAAAUGGAAGAGUAUCAGGGGCUGCUAGAGAACAACGGACUCGUGGGAUACGCUCAAGAAGUGCUGAAAGAGACAGAUCAGUCUUGCUUUGUUCAGACCGCAAAACAGCUCCACCUCAGAAUACAGAAAGCUACAGAAUCUUUGAAGAGCUUUAGACCUGCGGCUCAGACUUCUUUUGAAGACUAUGUUGUUAAUACAUCUAAACAAACAGAACUUCUUGGAGAAUUGUCCUUUUUCUCUAGUGGCAUAGAUGUGCCAGAGAUCAAUGAGGAACAGAGCAAAGUUUAUAACAAUGCUUUGAUAAAUUGGCACCAUCCAGAAAAGGAUAAAGCUGAUAGCUAUGUCCUCGAAUAUCGGAAGAUUAAUAGAGAUGAGGAAAUGUUGUCUUGGAAUGAGAUAGAAGUGUGUGGCACAAGUAAAGUCAUUUCUGAUCUUGAAAGUAAUUGUAACUAUGCUUUCAGAGUAAGAGCCUACAAGGGUUCAAUCUGCAGUCCUUGCAGCAGGGAAUUGAUUCUUCAUACUCCUCCAGCUCCAGUUUUCAGUUUCCUUUUUGAUGAAAAAUGUGGCUAUAAUAAUGAACACCUCUUGCUGAACUUGAAGAGAGACCGUGUAGAGAGCAGAGCUGGAUUUAAUCUUCUCCUUGCUGCGGAGCGGAUCCAAGUGGGUUACUUCACAAGCUUAGACUACAUCAUUGGAGAUGUUGGAAUUACAAAAGGGAAACACUUUUGGGCCUUCCGUGUAGAACCAUAUUCAUACCUGGUAAAAGUGGGAGUUGCUUCCAGUGAUAAACUACAAGAAUGGCUCCGGUCUCCCCGGGAUGCAGUUAGUCCAAGAUACGAGCAAGACAGUGGGCAUGACAGCGGAAGUGAGGAUACCUGUUUUGAUUCUUCACAACCCUUUACGUUAGUUACUAUAGGCAUGAAGAAAUUUUUUAUUCCCAAGUCACCUACUUCUUCUAAUGAACCUGAAAAUCGAGUUCUCCCCAUGCCAACAAGUAUAGGGGUUUUCCUCGACUACGAUAAAGGCAAAGUGGGUUUCUAUGAUAUGGAUCACAUGAAAUGCCUUUAUGAGCGCCAAGUGGACUGUUCACAUACUAUGUAUCCAGCAUUUGCAUUAAUGGGCAGUGGAGGAAUUCAGCUUGAAGAACCCAUCACAGCAACAUAUCUAGAACACCAAGAGACCAUGUAGUUUAAGCAUCUGAUGUGACUUAGGAUAAAAAAUGUGAGCAAAGUAAUGCCUUGGUGUUAACCUUUGUAACUAAUUACAUAUCAUCUAAGUAUCUGGUCGCUACACUUGUUUUUUGUGUAUGUUUCUUCUUAAAACAGAAAGCCUAAACAGGCUUCCUGCC
Messenger RNA from Balaenoptera ricei (Rice's whale), 2596 nucleotides. It is a transcript of the gene TRIM36, whose product is annotated as tripartite motif containing 36. Lineage: Eukaryota; Metazoa; Chordata; Mammalia; Artiodactyla; Balaenopteridae. The record is from RefSeq and is a predicted model, not a curated record. Bases 262 to 2436 code for a protein of 724 amino acids. Gene Ontology annotation, molecular function: zinc ion binding; protein binding. The transcript has 11 exons.